UCCUCACACCAAAAAUGCAGAUCUUUGUGAAAACCCUAACGGGGAAGACGAUAACCCUAGAGGUCGAAUCAUCCGACACGAUCGACAAUGUCAAGGCCAAGAUUCAGGACAAGGAAGGGAUCCCACCGGACCAGCAGCGUCUGAUCUUCGCCGGGAAGCAGCUCGAAGACGGGAGGACGCUCGCGGACUACAACAUCCAGAAGGAGUCGACGCUUCACUUGGUGCUCCGCCUGAGAGGAGGAGCGAAGAAGAGGAAGAAGAAGACGUACACGAAGCCGAAGAAGAUCAAGCACAAGCACAAGAAGGUGAAGCUCGCGGUUCUGCAGUUUUACAAGGUUGAUGGGACAGGGAAGGUUCAGAGGCUGAGGAAAGAGUGUCCUUCGGUUAGUUGUGGUCCGGGAACUUUCAUGGCGAGUCAUUUCGAUAGGCAUUACUGUGGCAAGUGUGGAACCACUUAUGUCUUCAAGAAGCCUGAUGAAGAGUGAUUAGUUGUUAUGUGUUUUUUUUUUUGCCUGCCUUUUUAUUAUUGAAUUAUCGUAUUGGAACGUAUAAUUGGCUUAAUUCGGAUUGGUUUCGUUUUA
Molecule: messenger RNA, 581 nt
Organism: Raphanus sativus (radish)
Lineage: Eukaryota; Viridiplantae; Streptophyta; Magnoliopsida; Brassicales; Brassicaceae
Product: ubiquitin-40S ribosomal protein S27a-1
Exons: 1
Coding region: 15-485 (156 amino acids)
Biological process (GO): modification-dependent protein catabolic process; protein ubiquitination; translation
Cellular component (GO): cytoplasm; ribosome; nucleus
Molecular function (GO): structural constituent of ribosome; ubiquitin protein ligase binding; protein tag activity
Source: RefSeq, a predicted model, not a curated record